GACAACAUUGGAUGAUAAUAUAUUACAAAUAAUAAUCUAAAUAUUAAUUGAAAUAAACAUAAAACUUUUCUAUUUGAUAAAAGUUUCAAUAGUAGAUUCAUUAGUGCUUCGUUAAAGAUCAAAUUAUUUUUUUACUUCAAGUUAAUUUUGCUGAGUUGGCUUGUGCGUCGCGCCGUCAGUCUGCCGUAACGUGGCGGCGCUGCGCUCGUGUGUGUGCUGCAGGAGUGGCUCAGUGGCUUGAACUGUCAUUGUUCAUGUAGUUUUCUGUGAUAAGAAUUACUGUGAAAUUAUAGUUUAGCGAACUAAUUUACACAAUCACGAUGUCCGCCUCGGGUGAAUUCGGUAAUCCUUUACGCAAGUUUAAGCUGGUUUUCCUGGGGGAACAGAGCGUGGGGAAGACGUCGCUCAUCACUAGGUUCAUGUAUGAUAGCUUUGACAACACUUAUCAGGCAACUAUCGGAAUUGACUUCCUCUCGAAGACUAUGUACUUGGAGGACCGUACGGUCCGGCUUCAGCUCUGGGACACCGCUGGACAGGAGCGGUUCCGAUCUCUCAUACCUUCCUACAUCAGGGACUCCACUGUCGCCGUUGUCGUUUACGAUAUUACCAAUGCAAACUCAUUCCACCAGACGUCUAAAUGGAUCGACGACGUGCGCACGGAGCGUGGGUCUGAUGUGAUCAUCAUGCUGGUUGGUAACAAGACUGACUUGUCGGACAAGCGGCAGGUAUCCACCGAGGACGGGGACAGGAAGGCCAAGGAGCUCAACGUUAUGUUCAUAGAGACCAGCGCUAAAGCAGGAUACAAUGUUAAACAGUUGUUCCGGCGGGUGGCGGCCGCGCUGCCUGGCAUGGACUCUGCGGAGAACAAGCCUCCGGAAGACAUGCACGAGGUGAUUCUGAGGCAAGCGCCCGGAGACAACAAGGAGCCAGACAGCGGGUGCGCGUGCUAGUGCCUCGCGCCGCCACGCUCGCGCCCCAACGACACGCAUGCGCCCUAUAUACGCACUUGAACAUAACUUCUACUCAUACUGAAAUACUUGCAAUCAAUUCAAGAAUCAAAACGGCCUGAUUCUGUACCACUAAAAGUUAAAUCAAUUUUUAUAUUUCUAUUUGGGUGCAUUAGGGCGUAGUGUAGAGGUCGCUAGGGCUAGCGACGGAGCGUUUGUACCGAUCUGAUACGUGCUAGCGUGCUUUUGUGUGUUUGUCUACAGUGAUAUUAGAUGUUAAUGUACAUUCAACUAGUUUUCAAAUUAUAAACGAUUAAGGCAUAAUAUUACAUGUGACUGCAAACUGUUUUGUAUAGGCCUUCGUUCAUAGAGUAUCCUUAAUCUUGCAAGGCCAUAUUGUGUGAGGGACGGGUUGCGUCGACCCCGGUUACGAUAGUGACAGUUUAUUAAUUAUUUAGCAAUUGCAGCAAAGCUUCUUGUGCAUUGACGCUCGUUAGUGCCAUAUUUAACGUGUACGUUCCUGUAAAAGUUAGGGGUGCAACCCGCUCUGUGUAAGAAUUGCUACUAUUAAUUGAACGCUGCCCCACAAGUGAAGCUAAGGUCUCGUCACCUCGGCACAAUGUGGGUCAGCGUUGGUUUAUGAAUCAAAGGUCUAUGUAAAACAGCGACGUGCUACUUUGACAACGCAUUUACACAAAAGCACUAUGUAUUAGCCGCACUAGGAACAUGAGUACUUAUGUGGGAAUUUAUUUAAUCACGCUCUGCGAUCCGAGAAGUAGCGAGGCGUUAACAUCAACCUGCGACUGUCAUUGGAUUGCAAUGUUGGUGCGAUAAGAAACUUUCGUUAUCAUUGCCUUACUCAAGCAAUAACAAUGAUUAUUAUAAAGUAUACGUAGGCACAGAAUGAAAUUCCCAUAUUAUUUUAUCCCCUUGAUAACAUGAUUAUAUAAAUAUAUUCUAAGCAAGUUUUAUAUUUAAGUUCGUAUGAGACUGAGACUGCAUGCACGCCUUUACGUCACUAUAACGCUUAUGAUAGUUUGGGUAGCAAGCAGGACUUCUUAUGCGAUACUGAACUGACAAGAAUAAUGUUACUAAGAGAGAAUUAAAGUGUUUAUUGCGAUAUAUCGGGCGGUUGUUGUCGUAGCGCUAAUAGACCAAAUGUCACAUUAAGUUAAUAAAUCUGAUAAUAUGAAUUAAAAUUGUCUUAUCUCCAAGAUGUUCAAUUUAAUACAUUUCGAUAAUAAAAUGAAAUCUAUAGUUGUAUCCACUAAUUUUAAAUUGGCUAGCUAUUUGAGAAGGUCAUUAGACCGUGACCAAUAUGGGCUAUCUUAUGGUCAUGUAUUUUACCACCCGGUAAAUAUAUUUGCAAUUUUACAUUUUAGCAGCAAUCUUUGAAUGAGGAUUAACAUUAAUAAAUUUAUCAUGGCAUUAAUCCACCAAUCAUCACCAAACGUAAGCUGGUCCAAAAAUCCUCUUUUCUGAAAAUUUGGAACAUUACACUCUGUUCACUGUCAACUAUCGGAACGCAAAUCUAGAGAAACAAUGUUUUUUCUAUUGCGUCUUAUUCAUCGACAGACAAGAGGUUAACAAUAAUAAACUGUACCAAUUAGAAAAUAAGUUACAAGUUAUAUUGCUUGGUGACACGACUAUUAGUGUUACGAUAGCGCUUCUAUUUAAUUUAUUAAUGUAGGAGCUACUCUAUAUUUUGUACAUAGCAUGGGACUGCGAGACUCUCCUUUCUUUCCCCUUACAAACAUCACCGUUCGAUAAUGUCUAUACAUUUAACAUUAAAGACUUAUAUGGGUCCAUAAAUAAAUAAAUAGAAUAAAAAACUAAGGUGUUUUGUGUUACGUAACCCAUUUGUUCCAUAAAGAUUCUGGCCGCCAUACUACCUCAUUGGCCGAGUGGUCGCAAGUGCUGCCAGGCAAGGGGUCUCGGGUUCGUUUCCCGGGUCGGGCAAAGUA
Messenger RNA from Spodoptera litura, 2911 nucleotides. It is a transcript of the gene Rab6, whose product is annotated as RAS oncogene family member Rab6. The record is from RefSeq and is a predicted model, not a curated record. Gene Ontology annotation, molecular function: GTP binding; GTPase activity. Lineage: Eukaryota; Metazoa; Arthropoda; Insecta; Lepidoptera; Noctuidae.